Lycium barbarum (goji berry) is the source of this 3382-nucleotide messenger RNA. RefSeq lists its product as uncharacterized. The record is from RefSeq and is a predicted model, not a curated record. The transcript has 2 exons. The coding region runs from base 921 to 1898 and encodes 325 amino acids. NCBI's taxonomy places the organism in Eukaryota, Viridiplantae, Streptophyta, Magnoliopsida, Solanales, Solanaceae.
AAAAUUAUAGUGUUUUGUUAAAGUGUCUGUAUGAUUUUUUUGAACUUUAGUUUCGUUCCUCAUGUAUAUAUUUUGGUUUUUUGAAUGUCGUAUUAUGAAUGUCGUAAUAUGUUUUAGUUGAUUUUGAUAUGCGUUUUGGUUUUCUCUUCUUUGUUGAAUCUUUGAAGUUUUGCCUGUGAACAACUGUUUUAUGUUGUUGCUGUUGUUUUUGUUUAAUAAUCUGGUUUUUGUGAAGAAUGUGUUUGUGCGAGGCGGCAUAUGCCUGUUCCGGCAGAAUUUUUGUUUUUUGAAACUGAAUUUAUGCCUAUUCCGGCAUACUUUCGUGACUUAAGUUAGUUUGUAUGUGUUUUGAUUUUUUGGUGUUUUUUUUUUUUGUUAAUAAUGUUGGUUUUUAUGAAAGUUUAUAUGUUUUCCUGAUUAUAAAGUUUAGUUUAAGAUUUUUGGUGUUUUUUUUGUUUAGUAACCUGUGUUUUCAUAAAGACUGUGUUUGUCUGAGGCAACAUAUACCGGGUCCGGCAGAGUUCUUGGUUUUUGAAACUGAAGUUAUGCCGGUUCCGGCAUAAAGUUAUGCCUGUUCCGGCAUAACUUCAUGAAUUAAGUUAAUUUAUGUGUGUCUUGAUUUUUUGGUGUUGUCUUGUUAAUAAUUUUGGUUUUUAUGCAAUCUUAUGUGUUUUUGGUGUUGUUUUGUUAAUAAUGUUGGCUUUUUAUGCAAUCUUAUGUGUUUUGGUUCUUUCUUCUAUUAUGCAGGUAUUUAUGUACCAGUCUAGGGGCUGAUUUUUUAUUAUGGUAUAUGUUAAUUAUUUUCAUUCUCAUUUUUGGUUUAUUCUUAUGUAAAUUCUUGGUUUCUGUUGACAUUAAUUUUUCUUUUAUAGGAGGAACAUCCCUUGGUUAAGUUUGAACACUGGGUUGAAGGAGGUGGCAUGUGGAGUGGUGAUUUUCAUUUUCGGAGUUUGAUUUUGUCCUUUUUGAGUGUCUCUCAAUUGGACUUGUUGAAAAAGGGUGUGUUUGGACAGUUUAUGGAUUUGGUUGAUGUCCACCUGAGUGAUAGUAUUUUCCAUUGCUUGAUCUUAUCGCAACUUUCAUCUAGUAAUGCUAGUGCGUUAAAGUUUAAGAUAUUUGAUCGCGUAUGUGUAUUUGAUUCCGAGUCUUUCCGUCUUAUUACUGGUUUGGAUUCUUGUGUUGGCGAUUUUAGUGUUGUGUCUAGCAGACCAAAUAGAUUGUUGAGACUUUAUUUUCCAAAUCAAGAUAGAAUAAGGUUAUGUGAUCUCAAGAGUUUCUUACAGAUCAAGUCAAGUAAUCGUACUGGUGGUUUUUGGGAAAGAUCUAGUGAUCCUGUUAGACUUGCUGAGGUCUAUAUAAUAGAGAGGGUUUUGUUGGGUUGUAACGAGAAAUGUAUUGUUAAAGGUCACCUAAUGAAGAUAAUUGAUGAUGACAGUCUUCGAGUGUCUUAUCCUUGGGGUUCUCUUAGUUUUGAUUGGUUGGUACAGUCGAUUCGUGGUUGUGUGAAGACUUUCAAGAGCAUGCCAUCUACACGUUAUAUGAUUAGUGGUUUCCCUUACGCUUUAAAUGUGUGGCUGUUGGAGGUUUUCCCUAUCUUUCGAGGGUUUUCAAGUUUUCAUGGUCUGAAGUCUCCUCGUAUGUUGUCUUGGGGUCCUUCAAAGCAAGUUGAUUAUAAAGUUAUUACUGAUAAUUUCUUCCAUGCUGAAAAAAGAUUCAAGAAAUUUAUUGUCCAUGCUGUUGUUGUUGGUACGGAACAAGAGAUGCUGGAUUAUCCAGUUGCACUUAAAUUUCCUGAUGAUUCAGGCCCUUGUUCUUCCCGUGCGGUUUCGCCAUCUCAAGUUACUUCUCAGAUAGUUGAUGUAAGUUGUACUUUGCCUUUUGUGUUUUUGGUUGUUUAACUAAAUUCUGAGUUAGAGGCCUUGUGGUAGAGUAUUUUAGUAGGAGACAUUUUUGUAGUCUUUUCUGUUUUGGUUAUGGAAAUUAAAGUUUAUGCCCCUUGAGGCAUACUUUUUGGUUUUGCAAACGUAGAAUCUUCCCCUUCCGGCAUACAUUUCUCCUUUCAUAUUUCAGUUCUGCCCCUACCGGCAUACAGUUCUCAUUUUGAGAAUAAUUUUAGUAGGUAACACAUUUUGCAGUCUUCUCUGUUUUGGUUUUGGAAAUGAAAGUUUAUGCCCCUUGAGGCAUACUUUUUGGUUUUGCAAACUUAAAAUCUGCCCCUUCCGGCAUACAUUUCUCCUUUCAUAUUUGAAUUCUGCCCCUACCGGCAAACUGUUUUCAUUUUCAGACUUCAGUUCUGCCGGGUCCGGCAUACUUGUUCAACAUUAAUUUAAUGACACCAAAAGUAAUGUGUUGUUUUAUUGAUCUGUUAUACAAGGUGUUUUGUCUAGUGUGAAGAAGCAACUUGAUGAUGAACGAUCUACAAUUAUCAAUCAAGUAAAGGUAUGGCUUUUUAUUUUUUUAUUUUUGAGUUUGUUAAUAUGAUAUGUAUACUUUGCAUACUGCAUUUGUUGUUUUUGUUUAUUCUGAUUUUCUUUUCUUCUUUGUUUAAUUUUUUUUUUAGUUGUUUUGUAGUCUUUGGAUAGCCGUUUUGAAGAAUUGGAUUAAAAUUUUGUUGGUGGGAUUAAUGCUGUGGAUAGAUUAGUUCGUGUACAUGAUGAAACAAAGUCAUGUGUAGCAGCUUCUGAAAGUGCUAAAAGAACUUGUUUAGAAAGUAGACUUGACAGUUUGGAAAGUAAAUUUGAUUAUGUGAUGCGUUGUGUUGAAAGUUUAGUUCGACUGCAUAGCAAAAACAAAUCUUGUAAAGCUUGUGCAUCUGAUAAAAGACAACCUGAUUUGGGUUAUUCAGUGAAUGAUGAGGUGAAGUUAGAUGCACAUCUUGGAAAAGAUUUGCAGGAAUGUAUGGAGAAUAUGCUUUGUAAAGCAAGGUCUACAAAAAAUGAGACGUCUCCCAUGCUCGAUAUGCUCUGUGAUGCUGCUGUUUCUUCAUCAAGUCAACUGUCUGAUAAAACUCAAACUCUUUCUCAGUUUGAAAAGGAAUUUGUGAAAGACAAUGAAGACCGCGCAAAAAAAAGAAGCACUUAAAGAAAUUGUUGCAAUUAAUAAUGCUUUUCAAUGUGGAGAUUAUGUGUUUUCUUCUAAUGAAGCAUCACAAAAUGUAAAUGAAGUAGCAGCUGUUGUUGAAGAUAGUAGAAAACGUCCGGGAUGCGAAGAUGGAAACAAAGAAGAUGAUGGUUAUCCUAAUUGGUAUUUGCUUACACCAAGCAAUACUCCAGUUGAGAAACGGUUGAGUUCUGUUGUUGAAGAUAUAUACUGUACUGCAGAAAAGUUAGGAAAGUGAAUUGAUUUUUUUGUUGUUAUUUACGGCAAGUGUUAUGUUAUUGUG